Apus apus (common swift) is the source of this 10230-nucleotide messenger RNA. RefSeq names its product cyclin and CBS domain divalent metal cation transport mediator 2 (gene CNNM2). Gene Ontology annotation, molecular function: magnesium ion transmembrane transporter activity. The transcript has 8 exons. Bases 1 to 2580 code for a protein of 859 amino acids. The record is from RefSeq and is a predicted model, not a curated record. Gene Ontology annotation, cellular component: plasma membrane. NCBI's taxonomy places the organism in Eukaryota, Metazoa, Chordata, Aves, Apodiformes, Apodidae. Gene Ontology annotation, biological process: transport; magnesium ion homeostasis.
AUGGCCGCGCUGCCCGGUGGGAACAUGGCGGGGGGCGGCCGGGGGGCGCGGGUGCUGCUGCUGCUGCUAUCGCUGCUGCUCGGCGGCUGCCUGGGCCGGUGGCCCCCCGCCGCCGCCGCUGCCGCCCCGCCGGCCGCCGUCCCGCCUUCGGCGGCGGAGGAGACGGUGAUCAUCGGCCUGCGGCUGGAGGACACGGACGACGUCUCCUUCAUGGAGGGGGGCGCGCUGCGGGUGAGCGAGCGGACGCGGGUGAAGCUGCGGGUCUACGGGCAGAACAUCAACAACGAGACCUGGUCGCGCAUCGCCUUCACGGAGCACGAGCGGCGGCGGGGCGGGCGGGCGGCGGCGGGGGCGGCGGGGCGCGGCGGGGGCGGCGGCGGCGGGGCGGCGGGCGGCGGCGGCGCCCCGCAGCGCUGCGGCAUCCGCACCUCGGACAUCAUCAUCCUGCCGCACAUCGUCCUCAACCGCCGCACCUCGGGCAUCAUCGAGAUCGAGAUCAAGCCGCUGCGCAAGACGGAGAAGAGCAAGUCCUACUACCUGUGCACCUCCGUCUCGGCCCCCGCCGCGGCCGCCCUGGGUCCCGGGGCUGCCGGAGCGCUGGCGGGUGCCGAGGGGCCAGCCGGACCCCCACCCUGGGGCGAGACCACCUGGAUCUACCAUGACGGCGAGGACACCAAGAUGAUCGUGGGCGAGGAGAAGAAGUUCCUGCUGCCCUUCUGGCUGCAGGUCAUCUUCAUCUCGCUCCUCCUCUGCCUCUCGGGUAUGUUCAGUGGCCUCAACCUGGGCCUCAUGGCCCUGGACCCCAUGGAGCUUCGCAUCGUGCAGAACUGUGGCACUGAUAAGGAGAAGAACUACGCCAAGCGCAUUGAGCCUGUGCGGCGCCAGGGCAACUACCUGCUCUGCUCCCUCCUGCUGGGCAAUGUCCUGGUCAACACCACGCUCACCAUCCUGCUGGACGACAUCGCCGGCUCUGGGCUGGUGGCCGUGGUGGUCUCCACCAUCGGUAUCGUCAUCUUCGGCGAGAUCGUGCCGCAGGCCAUUUGCUCUCGGCACGGUCUGGCCGUGGGCGCCAACACCAUCUUCCUCACCAAGUUUUUCAUGAUGAUGACCUUCCCGGCCUCCUAUCCCGUCAGCAAAUUGCUGGACUGUGUCCUGGGCCAGGAGAUCGGCACGGUCUAUAACCGUGAGAAGUUGUUGGAGAUGCUGCGGGUCACCGACCCUUAUAACGACCUAGUCAAGGAGGAGCUCAACAUUAUCCAGGGAGCCCUGGAGCUGCGCACCAAGACAGUGGAGGACGUGAUGACUCCCCUCCGAGACUGCUUCAUGAUUGCUGCUGAGGCUGUGCUUGACUUCAACACUAUGUCUGAGAUCAUGGAGAGCGGUUAUACCCGCAUCCCUGUUUUCGAGGGUGACCGCUCUAACAUCGUGGACCUGCUCUUCGUUAAGGACCUUGCUUUUGUGGACCCCGAUGACUGCACUCCGCUCAAGACCAUCACCCGGUUCUACAACCAUCCGCUGCACUUUGUCUUCAACGACACCAAGCUCGAUGCCAUGCUGGAGGAGUUCAAGAAAGGCAAGUCUCACCUGGCUAUAGUACAAAGAGUAAACAAUGAAGGAGAAGGGGAUCCUUUUUAUGAAGUCCUGGGAAUUGUCACUUUAGAAGAUGUCAUUGAAGAGAUCAUCAAGUCUGAAAUUCUGGAUGAGACAGAUCUAUACACUGAUAACAAGACGAAAAAGAAAGUAGCUCAUCGGGACAGGAAGCAGGACUUCUCUGCCUUCAAGCAGACAGACAGCGAGAUGAAGGUUAAAAUAUCACCGCAGCUCCUCCUGGCAAUGCACCGGUUCCUGGCAACAGAAGUAGAAGCAUUUGGUCCAUCCCAGAUGUCAGAGAAGAUCCUCCUCAGGCUGCUAAAACAUCCCAAUGUCAUCCAGGAGCUGAAAUACGAUGAGAAGAACAAGAAAGCCCCAGAACACUACCUCUACCAACGAAACAAGCCCGUCGACUACUUUAUUCUCAUUUUACAGGGGAAAGUGGAAGUGGAGGCUGGGAAGGAGGGGAUGAAGUUUGAAGCUGGUGCUUUCUCCUACUAUGGGGUGAUGGCCCUCACAGCAUCGCCAGUUCCCUUGUCCCUGUCUCGUACCUUUGUUGUCAGCAGAACAGAGUUGUUAGCAGCAGGUUCUCCAGCUGAAAACAAGUCUCCACCUCGUCCCUGCGGCUUGAAUCAUUCAGACUCUUUGAACCGAAGUGAUCGCAUCGAUGCAGUGACACCAACAUUAGGGAGCAGCAACAACCAGCUGAACGCAUCUUUCCUCCAAGUGUAUGUUCCGGACUACUCAGUGAAAGCUCUCACAGACAUUCAGUUUGUCAAGAUCUCAAGACAGCAGUACCAAAAUGCCCUGAUGGCAUCUCGGAUGGACAAAACACCUCAGUCCUCGGACAGUGAAAACACUAAAAUUGAACUGACUCUUACGGAGCUGCAUGACGGUUUGCCGGAUGAGACAGCAAACCUGCUGAGCGAACAGAACUGUGUGACUCACAACAAGCCCAACCACAGUAUGCACAGUGAAGGAGCCAUCUAGGAGCUGACUCCCCACAACCCACCCAUCCCAUCUCCUCAGCAGGACCAGCCCUCGCUCCUUCCUGCCUCCUCUCUGAGUGUGAACACCGUUAGUAUGUGCUUGCAACACUGUGCUGCAUCCAGUGUUCUGAGACCAAAGACUUUUGCAUCCAUUCUGGGAGCAGAAGAGGAAGAAACAGGAAGAAAGGAGCAAAGAGCAAGAGACACUAAAGCCUCAAGCAUACUUUGGGAAUGGUGAGCCACCCUUGAGAAUGAUUAAAAUACUUCUUGCAAAGUAGAAUCAUGUUUAUUUUUUAUCUGUAUUUUUGAUCCUUGUUGGGUUUUUCCUCCUCAAACACAUAUGGAGAAGUUUAAAAGCUCCUCCAGUUAUUUUUUCAAGAGAGAUCAUGUUUUUAAAAAGUAUUUUGUAGAGUUUUAAAUUGUUUCUGUCCCUCUUAAACCUCAAAUGAGCUCUGUCAUGUUUAUGUGAAUUGGCUCCAAUGUCCUUAGGUCUCUUUUCACCUCUCUUUGGUCCUUUUUGUUGCUCUGUUGAAGAAGUUAUUACCUGGUACUUGUAUGUUACUUGUGUUUUAAAAAUUAUCAAGCUUCAAGGAACCUCUGGUUUCGGCCACCUGGAGGGCCAAGGGAUGAGUAUUUGAGUAUUCCUACAUUCUUCCAGUUAAGUUUCAGGGAAAGCAGUGGUUACUUUGGUGUUUAAUGAUCUCUCAGAAUUCAGAAGGUUUCUUUGCAAAACAGGCAAAAAAGCAUUGUUACACUCACAGUUUUGUAACCUCCGAAAACUUUGUGUAUGUUGAAGAUGAUAUUGGGGAGAGGGGGAAGGAUUUAAUUAGCAAAACUGCAGUCUUGUGAAAUGAAAGGCAGGCAUAAUUUUCCAUAGUGAAGUAACUGGAUGAUUUUUCAUUGAUGUUCCUGAUUGUUGCAUGAUGAAGUAAUGUGUGCACCCCAAACUAAGAAGCUUUUAAGCACCUGCAUGCUGUAGCAGCCUGCGCACUGCCACCUUGGCCAGAGCAGAUGUGCAGUAUUUGCUGAGUAACAGAGAACAUCAGUUCUGCCCCCACCCCUUCAAUCUCUAGUUAUUAACACAAAAGUUGCUGCUACAAUUAAUGCCCAAAGUACAUCCUCCAGGUGACAGUAAACCUCUGCCAGUGCAAGGAUGGGCUUUGCUGAGGAGUUGGGACCAUCCUCUCCCCUGCAAGAACUGACACAACUUUUCAGACGCGAGUGUAUUGCACUUCAGGGAUUUGGAGAGGUUUGUUUCCAGGCUGUUCCCAGCCAUAUCCCUUCCUUUGAGUGGAUUUUAGUGCAUUUCCUUCUCUGUUGCCCCUUUUAACAGCCAUUUUAGGGAUUACCAUGGUAGCAGAAUGGAGAGCCUCCCACCCAGCUGCUGCUACUGCACAGCACCCUGAGGUGAGCAGCAGAAAUCAAUUCCUCCACCCCAAAAACCUGAAUGCAGGCUGGGUACAAGCAGUUGUGCAUCACACAUUCCGCACUCCUACAGGUGGAGUCUUAAGUCCUCAAAUGAAAAAUAAUUCCCACCCCCAAUCCUCUCCCCUUCCAGUGCCAUCUCAAUCAAAAUGUAAAUGUUGCCCUUGGUAUCUGGAUUAAUAAAUCAGGCAUUGUGGUUUCUCCAUUUUGAGACCCUUCUGUGGCCCCUGGCUAUGUAGCAUUUCCCUUCCAUUUUUUACAAACAGAUUAUUUCAUCUGACCCUUGAAGAAGACCCCAGCCCCAAAUGCAACUGCCAGAGCUCUCUGUGCCUGCAGGCCUGCCCCACCUCUCUUGCUCACAGGCUGGGGAAGGCACUUACCGCAAAUUCCCGUGGUCUGUCUUUGCGAAUGGUGACUGGAAAGGUGCAAUAUUUUUCAGCAGGAUCUCCUCAGAGGAAGUUGGUGUGUGUGGUGUCAGAGCCAAUUAGGUCUGCUUUCUCUGAAGCUGUCUCUUUCAGCUUCAGAAAGCAGCCACGGUCUUUGCUGUCCUCCCUGGUGGGAAAGGUGCACUUCUUCCUUGGAGUCACCCAUGAGAAUGAAGUCCCCACAAGGGGGCAUAGAAUGCACAGUAUCUAAGGUGUGCACCCAGUGAGGAGGAAAAGGGGUACCCAAAACUUUACUCACACAUUUUGCUUUUUAUUAACCUUUUUUUGACUUCCAUCUAAAAGCAUUUCCUUAGUCUCCAUCCUUGCUCUGAUCCUUGCCACUGCUGAGAGUGCACAGCUCAAUGUUGGCACCGGCCGAUCUAAGCCCCAUUUGUCCCAGAGAGCUGCCAAUAUUGCACCUUUCUUGCAAACAAAAAUGUUGAGAUGUUACAGCGUUUGUCCUCGGUGAGGGACUCGCCUUGCCAGAUUUUAUCUAGCGUUGCUGAAUGUAAAAGUUGUUCUGAAGUGUUUGACACAGUGGUGAGCUUGAGAUGCAGUAUCCGUUUUGUCAAACCUGCCGACGAAGGGAGGGCUCAAGUCAGGGCAGCUCUCUCUCUGGGAUGAGGUUGCUCACUGGAUCUGACUUCUGCUUCUUAUGGCAGGUUAUGGAUUUGUUUCAGUGUCUGUUUCCCUUUAAAAAAAAAAAAAAAAAAAAAAAAAGGCAAAAAAAACCCACCCCAAACCCAAUUUUUCCAACCAAAGCCAUGUGAUCCCAAAGCAAAUACCUCCUGCUUCUGCCCAGGCUGCACUGUUCCAAAAUUUGCAGGCAAUUUUUUGCAUGACUGUUUUUCAUCAUUUGUACAGAUCCAAUAAUGGGAAGUGAAAUAAUUUCCAUAAAAAUAGUUGAUCAUUGAUGUGUUUCAUAUGGAAAAUAUGUACCUGACCCACAGGGGUUAGGAGCUGCUACUACUAAUUAGCUUGAAGAGCAAAGCAUCGUCCUCUCCCCAGAGGGGAAAAUAUCCAGUCUCCCUGUUCUCAGGGUAUUUACAGUUUUACUGUUUAACAAAUGCAAGGGGUUCCCAGCCCUCCUGGUGAGAACCAUCACAGCCAGAGGAGCCCGGUGCCCAGCUCAGCAUCACUGCUGAGCCUCUGGAUGGCGUUUACCUGCACCAGGGCUUGCCUCUCCCCACUGCAAUGGAGAUGCUGUGACACCUGCAUCUGUGCCCUUGCAGGGGUUGUCCUGCCAGAGUAGGUCUGCUUUCUCUGCCUCGCUGGCUGCCUGCCUGCAUUCAGGUGGGCUCAGAUGCCAGAUGCUCUUCCAUAGUGCCCUAAGGAUACAUGGCAGGGCUGCUGGUCAUCACCAUGGAGCCGGGUAUCAGCUGGUGGCUUUGGGAAUUGUUGGGCUUGACCUCAGACCUCGGCAAGGCUUUGACACAUAGAAAGGAUACUGCAUCUUCCUAUGUCAACUCCUGCUGCAGCCUUUGUUCCCCUUGUCCAUCUGCCUCCAGCUGCAGGCAGAGGGGCAGACAAUGGCCUGCUGGCCGGGGGAGGCUGGGAGAGCAUCUAGCCAUGGUUUCUACUGUCAAUACAAUUUUGCACAAGAGUUCUUUGAAGUGAGGUUUUCAACACUAAUAUCUUAAAUGCACAACUGUGAAUUAUAACUUUUACACUCCUGUUGGUUGAAUUUCCUUUAAAUGAAAUGAACCUGAAUCUGUUGUAACUAUGAUUUUUUUUAAUUCUGUGUAUUGCCAAAUCUUUGUAAAGAGUGAAGGAAUGUUCUUGCUUUCCAAUGAGAAUCUUUCUCCAAAGGAGACUGACUCUGGUGACAUGGAGAUCAUAUGAAGCACGCUGGUUCUGAGUGGAGAGGGGCUCAGGGUGGGCUUAGCAAACCAACCUUGGCCUUGCUGUAGACCCCAAGCUUGGACCCUCCAGAGUUUACAAAGUGCUUGUUGUUUUAUUCCCAGCUUGUUCACUCCCUGAAAUCCCUGUGCAGCUGAAGGCUGCUGCUCCAGGAGGGCUCAGGAUGGGGUAGCUGCAGAGGGAUGAGGAUGCUUGGCAGGGUGUCUGGGCUGUCUGGGGAGCAGGGUCCCCGAGGCUGGCAUGGCAGGACAAGCUGCUUCCCCCAUCCAAGUUGCACCAGCAGAGCAAACUUCACAGGGCAGGUUCUUCCACCACUCUGCACUUCUGCUAUGAACCUGUAGUCAUGUGUAGAUUCCUCUCAUGCUCUUUUUGCCCCCAUGUACACUCCUGCUCCAGAUUGAGCAGGGGCAGGCUGAUGCAGAGACCUAUGUGGAGCAGCUGGAGCUGGCUGCUCAAGGCUUGCAGUUCUUGGGCCCUGUUGAAAGAGGGGUCAGCCACUCAUUCACAUUGUGCUUGCUGUUUUGUUCCUCCUCUCUUCUGGAAUUACUCCACUUUUCCUCACUGCAGGGUCACUUUUUGUUUGUUUGUUUGUUUUCUUCUUUUCUUUAAGUGCCUUUUUGUGUGGGUGGAGCUGGCAAGAGUAGGAGUCUCAGGAUAUGGCCCUUUGCACUCACCUCAGACCAGAAGAAAGCUCAGGGGGAGCAGGGCAAAUUGCCCAUGAUGGCCACUGACAUUACCCAUUGCUGCUUCUCAGCCUUCAGGGCCAAGCGCAGAUGAGGAUGAGGUUUUGGCACUGGUGGUGUCAGGCUCUGGCUCAAAUCAACUCAAAGAAAACCAAAGAGGUAGCUUUGUGCAAGGGGCUGCUCGGGCAGCAGUGGUGCUUCCUGUGAUCUCUGCAGAGCUCAGCUGAGGGGUGUGGGGGUGUGGAUGGCAAAGAGCAGCGCUGUCUCCUCACAAGCAUCCUGUGUAAGUAUCCUGUGUGAUGGAGAACACAGCCACGUUCUCCAGGACCCCUUGGAACAUGCAUCUUCCUUGUGCUGAAAUACACUAUCUAUAGAAGCCAUUCCCACAUGAAAGAUGUACCAUAUUUUAUAUGAUAUCUAAUACACACAUCUGUGGUUCUAAAACUAGUACCUGUGUACCAGUUGUCAAGUUAUCCAGUGUCUGGAUUACCAGUAGAAAAUGGGCUGGGGGAGGGGAAGGGUGCUGCAGAGAGGAUUUAAUGUUGUGAUGCUAACUUCAUCCCAAAGGUGUCUGACCAGCAUGGAGGGGUUCCCGUGUCCAUACCGUGUGCUGCCAUGCCUGAAGUUGGCACAAAGCAGGAAGCCAGCAGGUGCUGAAAGGCUCAGCGUGAUACAGACCCAGGCUUGCUGCCCACCCUGCUGCCAGGCAGGCUCUACACUGGGGCUCUUAAGUAUACCCAAAGAAGUACCUGGUCCCUGGAUACUGAGGGUUGGUUUGGCCCAACAGUGAAAUGAUGAGCUUGACUAACAUGAUUGCAAGUCAGGCAUAUUGUCAUGGCAUGGAGGAGAGAGCAGCCUUCAUCCUGACUGAUCUGCAGAGAGAAGAAGCUCUAUGCUACAAGCUGGGCUGGGAAGUUGCCAUCAUCUCUGCUCAGUUGUGGUUACUUGGGCCAUCAGUUGCAGAUCUCUUGUUGGUACAAUCUCUGUGGUGAUACUGGCCUCCCAGCACAGGGGACUUAGAGACUUCAGUGGCUUCCUGCAGAGCCCCCUGGGCAAUCCCACUCCAUGCCUUGUUCUCAUCCUAUAGCCUGGCUUCAUGCUGGGCUGCAUUCUUCCAUGGUUUAGUUUCAUUGCUGUGUCCUUGAGGCUGUGUCCAGGUUAGGAGAUGCUAUUGCUGCAGGUCCAAAGCGGUAUGGUUGAGCUUUUUGAGCUGGUUUUGCAUAUUUGCUGCUCUGUUAGAAGCUGGACACUGGACCUGGGGAGAAAGCCUGGGAUGCCAGCGCCAUUCCCUGAGCUGCAGGGAUGGGAAGGAGAUGCUGGAAAGCUGCCUCCAGCCUGUGGUAUGGUACAGGUGGCAGAGGGAAAUGUUUCACAGAUGGGUAGCACUGAACUCAGUCAUCUUGCUCUCAUUGUCCUCAAUUCAGGCUCUGUAGCAGUUCUGCACCUUGGAAAUACGGUACUAAACACUGCUGGUCUUCUGUCUCCAGCUGGAAAACACCUUUCUGCUCUUUCCUGGAGUUUUUCCUACGUUUCUCCUUACGGCCCUGUUUUCCUCUGAGCAGGGCCAAUCACUGGGAUCCUGCAGAGGAUGGUGCCCUGGCUGCUCUUGCCUGUCCAGCACAGAUUUCUGGCUAAUGAAGUGCUUGAUGUUUAAUCCUCCCCCCAGCAUGAGAGGUUUGGCUGUUCUCAACAGAUGCUGCCUGUUGCAGAGCCAGGCUUGAGGUUUGCCAGCUGUCACAAGCCAAAGAAGUGCCUGAAACAUGCAAAGGCUGCAGGUGGCUCCAGUGCUCCAGAGGUGGGUUUGAUUUCUCUUGUCUUCCACUGGAAACAGUGUGGCAGUCAGUAGAUAGCAGGGUUUGCUGGGGAGGAAGGAAUUACCCUAGCAUUUAGAGCUUGGUGGAGCAGUCUAGCAUCCUAUUUCAGCUGUUUGGAGACCUCCUAAAGCUUGGAGAGCUUUAUAAAAGGAGGUGUUUGUUUUUUUUUUUAAUCCUCUGGACAUGACUGUUGUAACAAAUCCCUUAAAAUUCAAGGGAGAAACUUGUAGGUAUCAGAUGAGAACCCUGGAUCAUAGGCCUUUAGUUGGAAGUGCCAAUAUUGAAUGCAUGCCUUGUGGAUUUGCCCAAAGAUCACUGUGGGAGUGUGGCGGGGACUCCCAGUGAGCUCCUCUGUUCACAGAAGUGACAGACUGGCCUUGCCCAGAUAGCUCUAGUGUCACUCCUGCUUUAAAGUCUCAGGUCCCAGCAGGCUGGGCUGGGCUGGUUUGGUUGCAGGGUUCUUACCCAGGGUACGUGCUGUGUCCUACAUUUUGCUGGCUUGCAUUCAGCAAUGUGGCUUUUGUGGCUGCUGCUCUGGCAUCAGCUGUGGCUGUUCCUCUGCUCUUCUUGCUGUGGUUUGGUUGAGUGUUCAGGAGGGUGAGAGAAGGAGGUGCAGCAGUCAGGAACAGGCAAUGCUGUGACCAUCCUGUCUUCAUUCCUCACACUAAGUGUAGGAGAUGCUGCUUGAGGGGCUGUGCCUUUCUCCCACACUGCAUGAAAUUUGAAGAGUGGAAACCCACUAGGACCACAGCCCCAGUGCUCCGGUCCCAUUUAAUGCAAGGGUGGCUUACAAGUAGUUCAGGAUCAGGCCCUGCUGAGGGACCUCAGAGCUCUUGGGGUGUGAUUUCUCCAGCGCAUGCAGCUGCAGAGACAACCUCCAUACCUGAAUAAUUGUGUAGGUGCCUGGAUGCCAAACACAUUGAAUUGGAAAACCCAAAUACUUGAGAAACAUUCUGGAAUCCAGGAGUGGCUGGUGCUCAGCAGCUGGAGGUCUCACACCAAACCUUUAUCCUGCAGUCAGGUCCUUCCUGGCUGCGCUGAGCCUCCUCAUGGCCGCUGCUGGCUUGGCCUCAAUAUCCCCCCACUCAAAAGUGUGGUGACUCUCCCUCUGCAGUGCAUUUUGUGGGUAUCUGGACCCACUCAGCCACUCUGGCCAGCUCUUCCCUGGGUCUUAUUUGCCAUCGUACUUGGUCUUUGCAAAUUGUAUCAUAUUGUACAUGCUUCGGGUUCCCAGAGUUGUAGUAUUCUGACUACAGUAUUUCUGUGUGUGUACAUAAACCUCAAUAAGCACAACUGAAAUCCUGAAUGAAGUGUAUACGUUUCAUAUACUGAUUGUCAUACAAAUGAAUUUUAUAAUUAUUCCAAUUUUGUUGUAGAUUUCCAAUCUUUCCUAUUUAUUUUGUACCAGAUUUAUUUGUAUAUUUUGUGAUUUUGUUUUAAAGCA